AUGAACAAAAUUAAUUUUUUUAUUUUAUCAUUUUUGAUUAUUUAUUUUUUACAACCAUCAAAAUCCGAGAAUAUACCGUUGGAUUGUAAAUUUAAAUCAAAUUUUUACAAUGCAGAAUUUGAUCUUUCUAGUUUAAAGUUAGAUUCAGGCUACGGAUAUCAAAUUAAUUCUGGUGUUGAUACUUAUAACUUUAAUUUAUGUGGAUAUACAGAAAAAUGUUAUUCAAACUAUUCUAGACAAUCAUGUAAAACACUACCAUCAUUUCAAGUAUUAGGUGAUUUGGAAAGAGGAUCAUAUACAACUGAUGGUAUAGUGAUUUCACUAAAUUAUGUAUCUGAUAGCUAUUCAAACACAUCAUCACCAUCAUGCCUCUAUGAAUCGACUUAUGAAAUAUCGUGUAUAAGAAAUAGUACAUUUAAUAUCUUUAUUUCAAAUAUAUCAAUAGACCACUGCCAUUAUAAAUUUAAACUUUUAUCCCAUUUUGCCUGUAUUGAUGGAGUUUAUUAUCCCACUGAGCAAGAAACAACCGUCAAAGAGGGUGAUUCAAUACCAAUUUAUGCAUUUUCGAGCCAAGAUUUUAAUGGUGCACCAAUUACAUUUAAAAUGGUAAGUUUUAAUGGUGAAACAGUUUAUGAACGUUCAAAUAUCAAAUAUUCAAGUUAUAUUAAAGGUGUAUACACUUAUAAUUUAGUGAUUCCAAAAGGAAACUACUAUAAUGGUUCAAUUUCAACUUCGAUCGAUGGUUUUACUAAAAGAUUUGCUUAUAUUAAUCCUUAUUCAGGUAAUGAUAAUUCUACAUCUACUACUAUUGAUUAUUCGGUGGUAUCGGUGUCUUCAUCAUUGGAUUUAGAUACUGGUUAUAAUAAUACAUCUACUAAUUACAAUUCUAAUAAUUCAGAAAUUAAUUCAAGUGAUGAAGAUGAAGGUUGGUCUAAUUGGAAAAUAGCUUUUGUUGUUGUUAGUGGUGUUUUGGGUGCAACUUUAAUUUUUGGUACAAUUCUUUUUGUUCACCAAAGAAAUAGAGUAGAAAGAACUAUUAGAGAUAUCAAUAUAGCUUUAAAAAAUUCACAAACACAACCACCAUCACCAUCACCAUCACCAAAAAAUCAUCCAACUCACCAUCCAGAAUCAAACCCAAAUUAUUAUAGUGAUAAUUUCGAGAAUUAUGGUUCAAGACCAACUCAAGAACAACAGAAUCGUGCACCAAGAUCACCCCCACCUGCCUAUUCGACAAUUGUUCCUGAAUCUAAUGAAAAAAUUUCAAUUUCAUUUACUUCAUCUCAAACUAUUUAUGAAGAGGCCUCAUCAAGUAGUAAUAAUUAUAAUAAUAAUAAUAAUAACGAUGAUGAAUCUGAUGAUGAAUCAGAAGUUAAAUCAAAGAUGCAAACUCAAAAAGUAGGAGAGGGUUGUAAAACACAAUAA
Messenger RNA from Dictyostelium purpureum, 1422 nucleotides. RefSeq lists its product as uncharacterized. Lineage: Eukaryota; Evosea; Eumycetozoa; Dictyosteliales; Dictyosteliaceae. Bases 1 to 1422 code for a protein of 473 amino acids. The record is from RefSeq and is a predicted model, not a curated record. The transcript is spliced from 4 exons.